AGCGUCCAGUACAAGCGGAAUUAUGCAGGCGAUCGUGUUCAACGGCAAAACGAAGGACGUGAAGUACGUGCGCAACCAUCCCAUGGCUAAAAUAGUCCAAGACAAUCAAGUAAUUGUUAAGGUCGCUUAUUCCGGCAUUUGCGGAACUGAUCUUCAUAUAAUUCAGGGAGAAUUCCCCGUGCGCCAGGAACCGGCCCUAACCCUCGGCCAUGAGUUCAGCGGGGUGGUGCACGAAGCGGGAAAACAAGCCUUCUUGAAGAAAGGACAGCGCGUGGUGGUUGAUCCUAAUAGCCAGUGCCUUCAUUGCGAGUAUUGCCGCAAGGGCCGGUACCAGUUCUGCGCGGCGAAGAAGAACAUUGGCAUCUGGGUUGACGGGGGCUGGGCUCAAUACGUCGUAGUCCCGCAAGACAAUGUCUACCCUAUCCCUGAUGAAGUUACUUUAGAACAGGCCUCUCUGUGUGAGCCGUACUCCUGCAUAGCGCACGGCUUCGACCGAACCUCACCAGUGUCGGUGGCAGACCGAGUGUUGGUGCUGGGCGCUGGCAUUAUAGGUAACCUGUGGCUAACGACAUUGCAUCUCCACGGCCACAGAAACGUGACGGUCUCUGAAAUGAACAAGGCAAGACUGGAUAUUGUUAUGAAUUUGAAUUUGGGAUUCAAGCUGGUUACUCCGGAUGUGUUGGAGAGCGAAAAGUCACAAUAUGAUGUCAUCAUUGACUGCACGGGUGUGCCCAGGGUGCUGGAGACCAGCUUUGACUUGGUGAAGCCGGGCGGCAAGUACGUGGUCUUCGGGUGCGCGCCGCAGGGCAAGAAGGCCAGUAUAACACCUUUUGAUAUAUUCGACAAGGGGCUCACCGUAAUCGGCGUGAAAGUUAAUCCAUUCACAUUUCCCACCUCUAUUGGCUGGCUCAAGACUAUGGGAGACAGAUAUCUGGAUUACAAGAAGCUGGGCAUUAAGACAUAUUCAUUGGAGCAGUAUGAGCAAGCUUUUGCAGACUUAAAGUCUGGAUCCAUUUCCAAGGCUAUGUUCAAAAUAGAAUAAGUAACAUUGUUGA
Molecule: messenger RNA, 1055 nt
Organism: Cydia amplana
Lineage: Eukaryota; Metazoa; Arthropoda; Insecta; Lepidoptera; Tortricidae
Product: D-altritol 5-dehydrogenase-like
Exons: 10
Coding region: 23-1042 (339 amino acids)
Molecular function (GO): oxidoreductase activity; zinc ion binding
Source: RefSeq, a predicted model, not a curated record